AUGGCGGCGACCACGGAGCACGAUACCGCUGCCGGUUCUUCUGAUCCGCAGGAGAUCGAGGUUCCUGAGUCGAAGACGUUUAAAGACUUAGGCGUGACAGAUGUUUUGUGCGAUGCCUGUGACCAGUUGGGAUGGAAGACACCAACCAAAAUCCAGAUUGAAGCUAUUCCCAUGGCGCUAGAUGGACGUGAUAUCAUUGGUCUGGCAGAAACAGGCUCUGGAAAAACAGGGGCCUUUGCUCUGCCCAUUUUGAAUGCUUUGCUAGAUACCCCACAACGUUUUUUUGCACUAGUUCUCACCCCGACUCGGGAACUGGCCUUCCAGAUCUCAGAGCAGUUUGAAGCCUUGGGGUCUUCCAUUGGAGUUGAAUGUGCUGUAAUUGUUGGUGGAAUUGAUAGCAUGUCUCAGUCUCUGGCCUUGGCAAAAAAACCACAUGUGAUAAUAGCAACACCUGGCCGAUUGAUUGACCACUUGGAAAACACAAAAGGUUUCAACUUGCGAGCCCUCAAGUAUUUGGUCAUGGAUGAAGCGGACCGAAUAUUAAAUAUGGACUUUGAGACAGAGGUUGACAAGAUCCUGAAAGUAAUUCCCCGAGAUCGUAAAACAUUUCUUUUCUCUGCUACCAUGACCAAGAAGGUGCAAAAACUUCAGCGAGCAGCUCUGAAGAAUCCUGUGAAAUGUGCUGUAUCUUCCAAAUACCAGACCGUUGAGAAACUACAACAAUAUUACCUCUUUAUUCCCUCCAAAUUUAAGGAUAGCUACCUGGUGUAUAUUCUGAAUGAAUUAGCAGGAAAUUCCUUCAUGGUAUUCUGUAGCACUUGUAAUAACACUCAGAGAACAGCCUUGCUACUUCGAAAUCUUGGAUUCACUGCUAUCCCUCUCCAUGGACAGAUGAGUCAGAAUAAACGCCUGGGUUCUCUUAAUAAAUUCAAGGCAAAAGCGAGAUCCAUUCUGCUUGCCACUGAUGUUGCAAGUCGAGGUUUGGACAUUCCCCAUGUGGAUGUUGUGGUUAACUUUGACAUUCCUACUCAUUCCAAGGAUUAUAUCCAUCGAGUGGGUCGGACAGCUCGAGCUGGGCGCUCUGGCAAGUCUAUCACCUUUGUCACACAGUAUGAUGUGGAACUCUACCAGCGUAUAGAACAUCUCAUUGGGAAGAAACUUCCUGCCUUCCCAACACAGGAAGAAGAGGUCAUGUUGUUGACAGAGCGUGUGGCAGAAGCCCAGAGAUUUGCCCGCAUGGAGAUGAGAGAGCAAGGAGAGAAAAGGAAACGUUUCAGAGAAGACAAAGAUGAUGAUGAUACAGAAAAUGCUACAGGUGUAAGGAACAAAGUCACUGGAGGAAAAAUGAAGAAAAGGAAAGGUCAAAAGCCGCAUUGAUGAAGACUCGUUUUUGAUACAUUUUUGAUUAAAGAGGACUUAAUCAAGGAAUAAAAUUCCACUAACAGUACUCUUCAUUCUGAAACCUUUCAAGCCUGAACCAAGACUGAUGGUUUAUUUUUAUGAACCUGCUAAUGGUUUAUUACAAAAUAUUUUUUUUUCUCAAAAUUGCUAAUUCCUAUUUAAUGUCCCUACUCUUGAGACAUGAGUAGGAUAUACUUGAUAGACAAUUAAAGUUGUUUUUUCUUAGAAUUUUGAUACAAAGGCUAAACUGAGGAAAUACAAGUUUUUAUCAUUGGCAGACAUUUUCUUUAAGCUUUUGUGAGCUUGCUUCUCUGUUUAUAAUGAAAAGAAUUAGAAAGUUUCCUCACCUUUUUAAAGGAUGAAAGCAUAUCAUAACUCUAAUCUGCUUUAAUGUUGAUAUUUCAAGAAUAAAUCUGAAUAUUUUU
Messenger RNA from Gracilinanus agilis (Agile Gracile Mouse Opossum), 1826 nucleotides. It is a transcript of the gene DDX47, whose product is annotated as DEAD-box helicase 47. Lineage: Eukaryota; Metazoa; Chordata; Mammalia; Didelphimorphia; Didelphidae. Bases 1 to 1377 code for a protein of 458 amino acids. The record is from RefSeq and is a predicted model, not a curated record. Gene Ontology annotation, molecular function: nucleic acid binding; ATP binding; RNA helicase activity. The transcript has 12 exons.